This is a messenger RNA of Trichechus manatus latirostris (Florida manatee), 5580 nucleotides long. It is a transcript of the gene AGTPBP1, whose product is annotated as ATP/GTP binding carboxypeptidase 1. The transcript has 26 exons. Lineage: Eukaryota; Metazoa; Chordata; Mammalia; Sirenia; Trichechidae. Gene Ontology annotation, biological process: protein side chain deglutamylation; proteolysis. Gene Ontology annotation, molecular function: zinc ion binding; metallocarboxypeptidase activity. Bases 172 to 3714 code for a protein of 1180 amino acids. The record is from RefSeq and is a predicted model, not a curated record.
CCUGCCACCGGGGUUUCUAUGAAAACACCGGGCGGCGGGCGGCGAGGGAUCUGCCGUGCGCCCAGAGAGGAGUCGGUGCCGCCGCCGAGCUGGUGUUGCGGCUCUGCCCAGUACCUGCCAGCGCCCCAUCUUGAGCUGAUUAUCUGCAAUGUUCAAACGAAGUAACUCAAGAUGAGCAAGUUAAAAGUGAUAUCAGAGAAAAGCCUUACCAAUAGUUCUCGGAUUGUGGGACUCCUGGCUCAGCUGGAGAAGAUCAAUACUGAAUCUACAGAAUCAGAUACUGCCAGAUAUGUUACAUCAAAAAUUCUUCAUCUGGCUCAAAGUCAGGAAAAAACAAGAAAAGAAAUGACAGCCAAAGGUUCUACAGGAAUGGAAGUUCUGCUGUCAACAUUAGAGAACACGAAAGAUCUUCAAACUACACUAAAUAUCUUAAGCAUUCUUGUUGAGCUGGUGUCAGCUGGUGGAGGUCGAAGAGCUAGUUUUUUAGUUGCCAAAGGUGGUUCACAAAUAUUGUUACAGUUACUGAUGAAUGCCAGCAAAGAAUCCCCCACAAAUGAAGAGUUAAUGGUACAGAUUCAUUCUAUUCUUGCAAAGAUUGGGCCCAAAGACAAAAAAUUUGGAGUGAAAGCUAGAAUUAAUGGAGCUCUGAAUAUAACCUUGAAUUUGGUCAAACAGAAUUUGCAGAAUCACCGCUUGGUUCUGCCUUGUCUUCAGCUUUUACGAGUAUAUUCUGCUAACUCUGUGAAUUCAGUAUCCUUAGGGAAAAAUGGAGUUGUGGAACUAAUGUUUAAAAUUAUUGGACCAUUUAGUAAGAAGAAUUCAGGUCUUAUGAAGGUUGCUUUAGACACUCUUGCUGCAUUGCUAAAAUCAAAAACAAAUGCCAGGAGAGCUGUAGACAGAGGAUAUGUCCACGUACUUUUAACAAUUUAUGUAGAUUGGCAUCGCCAUGAUAAUCGGCAUAGAAACAUGCUCAUUCGGAAAGGAAUUUUACAGAGUUUAAAAAGUGUUACAAACAUCAAGUUGGGAAGAAAAGCAUUUAUUGAUGCCAAUGGAAUGAAAAUUUUGUAUAACACUUCACAAGAAUGUUUGGCAGUCAGGACCCUUGAUCCUCUUGUCAACACCUCCAGUCUGAUAAUGAGGAAGUGUUUCCCUAAAAAUCGCCUGCCGCUCCCAACGAUUAAAAGUUCCUUCCAUUUCCAGUUGCCGGUCAUUCCUGUGACUGGACCUGUGGCUCAGCUCUACAGUUUACCGCCUGAAGUGGAUGACGUAGUAGAUGAAAGUGAUGACAACGAUGAUAUUGAUUUAGAAGCUGAAAAUGAAACUGAAAAUGAAGAUGACAUAGAUCAAAAUUUUAAGAAUGAAGAUAUUGAAACGGAUAUUAACAAACUAAAACCUCAGCAAGAACUAGGACGAGCUCUAGAAGAACUAAAAAUGUAUGAACACCUUUUCCCUGAGCUUGUUGAUGAUUUUCAGGACUAUGAUUUAGUCUCCAAAGAACCAAAGCCUUUUGUAUUUGAAGGAAAAGUCCGUGGUCCUAUUGUUGUUCCUACAGCAGGAGAAGAACCAUCUGGGAAUUCAGGUGAUUUAAGGAAAGAUGUUGUAAUGAAGGAGAAUGUAUCUUUUAAAGGAGAUGAAGAUGAGAAGCCUACCUUUGUGGAUCUAGCAAAAGAAGAGACAAAAGAUAAUGACAAACUGUUACAACAGCAGCUAGAUGAUCAGAAUAGAACUAUUUCUCUGGUUCAUGGUGUAAAUAAUGAUAUUGUGAAGGCCUUGGACCGAAUUACAUUGCAGAAUAUUCCUUCUCAAACAUCCCCGGCUUUUACUGCAGGAAUGAAGAAGGACUACAGUCUUCCUCUUACUGUCCUUUCAUGCACUAAAGCUUGUCCACACAUGGCUUCUUGUGGAAAUGUUCUGUUUGAGGGAAGAACAGUUCAGCUAGGGAAGCUUUGCUGUACUGGAGUUGAAACUGAAGAUGAUGAAGAUACUGAGUCUAAUUCAUCAGUAGAACAAGCAUCAGUUGAUGUGCCUGAUGGACCAACACUCCAUGACUCAGAUCUGUAUGUUGAGAUUGUGAAAAGUACAAAGUCUGUCCCAGAAUAUUCAGAGGUGGCUUAUCCUGAUUAUUUUGGUCACAUUCCACCUCCAUUCAAAGAGCCUAUUUUAGAAAGGCCUUAUGGUGUACAAAGGACAAAAAUUGCUCAAGAUAUUGAGAGACUGAUACAUCAGAGUGAUAUCGUAGAUCGAGUGGUAUAUGACUUAGAUAACCCAAAUUACAUCAUUCCAGAAGAAGGAGAUAUUUUGAAGUUUAACUCCAAAUUUGAAUCUGGGAAUCUGCGCAAAGUGAUUCAAAUCAGAAAAAAUGAAUAUGAUCUUAUUCUGAACUCAGAUAUAAACAGCAAUCAUUAUCAUCAGUGGUUUUACUUUGAAGUCAGUGGAAUGAGGCCAGGUGUUGGUUACAGGUUUAACAUCAUUAACUGUGAAAAGUCCAACAGUCAGUUUAAUUAUGGUAUGCAGCCACUCAUGUAUUCCGUUCAGGAAGCAUUAAAUGCCAGACCAUGGUGGAUUCGUGUGGGGACUGACAUUUGUUACUAUAAAAAUCACUUCUCAAGAAGUUCAGUUGCUGCUGGUGGGCAGAAGGGAAAGUCUUACUAUACAAUUACAUUCACAGUCAGUUUUCCACAUAAAGAUGAUGUUUGCUACUUUGCUUAUCACUAUCCAUAUACGUAUUCAACUUUGCAGAUGCAUCUUCAAAAAUUGGAAUCAGCACACAAUCCUCAGCAAAUCUAUUUUCGAAAAGAUGUGUUGUGUGAAACCCUGUCUGGAAACAGCUGUCCCUUGGUGACUAUAACAGCAAUGCCAGAGUCUAAUUAUUAUGAACAUAUCUGUCAAUUCAGAAAUCGCCCUUACGUUUUCUUAUCUGCUCGGGUACAUCCUGGAGAAACUAACGCAAGUUGGGUUAUGAAAGGAACAUUGGAGUAUCUGAUGAGUAAUAACCCUACUGCUCAGAGCUUGCGAGAAUCCUAUAUUUUUAAAAUUGUCCCUAUGCUAAAUCCAGAUGGUGUCAUCAAUGGAAACCAUCGCUGUUCUUUAAGUGGAGAGGAUUUGAACAGACAGUGGCAAAGUCCAAAUCCAGAUUUACAUCCUACGAUUUACCAUGCUAAGGGGCUGCUGCAAUACCUGGCUGCAGUGAAGCGUUUACCCUUGGUUUUUUGUGAUUACCAUGGCCACUCCCGAAAGAAAAAUGUAUUUAUGUAUGGCUGCAGCAUCAAAGAGACAGUGUGGCAUACCAGUGAUAAUGCAACUUCAUGUGAUAUAGUCGAAGAUAUGGGAUACAGGACUUUGCCUAAGAUACUGAGCCAUAUUGCCCCAGCAUUUUGCAUGAGCAGCUGUAGCUUCGUAGUUGAAAAAUCUAAAGAAUCAACAGCACGAGUUGUAGUCUGGAGGGAAAUAGGAGUACAAAGAAGCUAUACCAUGGAAAGUACUUUGUGUGGCUGUGAUCAGGGAAGAUAUAAGGGUUUACAAAUUGGUACUCGUGAAUUGGAAGAGAUGGGAGCAAAAUUUUGUGCUGGUUUAUUACGUUUGAAAAGACUGACAUCCCCAUUGGAAUAUAAUCUGCCUUCCAGCCUUCUUGACUUCGAAAAUGACUUGAUUGAAUCAAACUGCAAAGUAACUAGACGAUCCCUCCACUGUUCACAGAAACUCAGUGCUUCCUAAGCAGCGUCUCCCUCUUUUCCCCUCCCUUCUACCCGAGAGCAGUAAGAAGGUUUGGUCUGUUCUUGAUUCUUUUAAUGUUGAUUUUUGGAUGAGACUUUAAUGAAAUAUCCUUAUAUUUUGAGCUCUGCUUUUAGCAAUUUUAAUUCCUAUUGCUUUUAACCCAGCCAAAGAAAACACCCAUUGCUGUCCAGUAAGUUCCAACUCAUAGCAACCCUAUGUGAGUGAGACUUUCAACGCAGAAAUAUCCAGUGUGAAUAACAUAAAACUUAUAUCAGAUAACAUCUAAAUUGAGAGUUUAGAGUCAGCAUUCAUAUUUCAAAAGAAAUUUGUUGAUGUGUAGAUACAUCAAAUGGCUAUUCAAUAACCUGGUUACAUGUGUUUGAAACAGCUAAUUUAUCAUCCCUUUGAUCAUUUAAUUACAUCUGCCAGAUGUUCUUGUAAAUAGGUAAUCUUUUUCUCAUAAGGUUCAACGUACAUAAAAUUUGAUCAGUUACAAGUUCAGAGAUAAUUCAGUGUCAUAAUUCUUAAUCAUAAUAUCAGAGCUUAGCAUUUUAUAGUUUGGCCUGUAUGGGUAAGAGUAGUCCCAUUUUAUAGAACCUUUAUGAUUUUUGCUGUUAGAUACUGACUUGUCUUCAGAUUUGUUAAUUUAUUACCAUGCACUGUUACAUAUAUCGAUGUGCAGUUUUAAGGGCAGUAAAACAUUAAUGGAGACUCCAUUCUUCAUAAAUGUGAUGAUGUAGACAAGUGAUCACCUGCAUUCUCUACUUUUCAAACUGCUUGCUAAGCAGUAGUGGAAACGAGUAUAAAGAGUACAAGUUGCUUCACUGGUAUUUGAGAAACUCCUUUUAAGUUUUAAUUCAUGUAUUCUAAACCUAGGCCUAGUCCCUGAACCACCUUCCCUUCACCCUCAAGAGAUCCGUGGAUUCAGAGUGUCUGUGAAUUAGAAUGGAAUAAAAGUUACAUCUUUAUGUUCACUAACUUCUAGUUGAAUUAUAAUGUAGACAAUAAGCCACAGUAUUAGUAAUAUCUGUGACUUUUUCACCAAUAAAAAUCCAGAUCUUUUAAUACCACAUUAUGGUUGCUUUAAAUAUCCUGAAACAUCAUUUAUGCACGUCAGUAUUUUAUAAUUAUGGCUAUUAGACCCUCCAUUAGUCUUAACUGUUCUAAAAGAAGUAUACAUUUUAAUGAAAUCACAUGUACUGCUGUAUCAUAUCUUUUUAAUAUUUUGAUAAUUGUAUUUCAAUAUAAUUGAUUUUUUUGUAAUCAUCUUAUUUUGUUUUAUGCAUUUAAAAAAGUUAUUGAGAGAAGGAGUUCAUAGGCGUCACCAGACUCUCAAAGAGGACCAUGGCCCAAAAAAAAAGAACCCCAGUUCCGGUUACUCUGUGCACUUAAAAAUACAAACCUAAUAAUAAACAAUUAUAAAUUCAGACAGUUUUCCCUGUAAAAUUUCACUCUAGCUCUUUCCCCUGUUUACCACUUGCAUCAUUAGGCAGCCAGCCACUUCUUCUGUAUGCUGCCGUUCUUCUUUCUCUCUCAGCUGCAUUUCCACAUACGUCUACUUUAGCUCUUACUUUAUUGUAUUAAUUUAACAUUUUGUGUUGACACAGUUGUAUCUCCUAGUCUUAGUUUCUGAAAAGCAGGGACUUUUUUUCAAUAUAUAUUUUUUGAAGCAGUCACAAACUUAACAGAAAAGCUGGAAGUACAGUGAAAAGAAUUUUUUUCUCAAUCUAUCUGAAAGUAAAUUGCCAGCCUGAUGCCCUGUCACCCUAAAAUACUUUUGAGAAGUGCUGUCCAAUAGAAAUGGAAUGCAAGCUACAUUGUAAUUUUAAAUUUUCUAGUAGAAAUAUUGGAAAGGUAAAAAGAAGC